AUGAGAGAAGUAGAAGGACAGUCCCCAACCCCUUUCAUGGAUUGCUACGUCGGAUGCUUCAUUUUGUGCAACAUCAUACCUUCUCACACUGCUUAUGAAUGUGCUCUCCAGUGCCUCAAGGACUGUGUCGUCCCCACAACAACUCAAAGUAUCCAUGGUGAUAAGAACCUAUCUACUAACGUGAACCUGGAGGGCAUUGAUAUCUCCUCCAUCCUCAAAGAAGCCACUUUCGCUGUCGCCGAUCUCAUUGGAAAACCAGAGGCUCAUGUGAUGGUUAUGUUGAAGGGUUCAGUCCCCAUUGUUAUAGGUGGGAUUGAAGACCCGGCAGCCUAUGGUGAAGUGGUGUCCAUUGGAGGUCUUAACCCAGAUGUAAACAAGAAGCUUAGUGCUGCAAUUUCAACCAUACUUGAAGCCAAGUUGUCUGUUCCUCUUACAAGAUUCUUCCUCAAAUUCUAUGACACUUUGGGCUCCAGUUUUGGAUGGAACGGAACCAUCUUGUAA
Messenger RNA from Camellia sinensis, 501 nucleotides. NCBI's taxonomy places the organism in Eukaryota, Viridiplantae, Streptophyta, Magnoliopsida, Ericales, Theaceae. The record is from RefSeq and is a predicted model, not a curated record.